This is a messenger RNA of Tinamus guttatus (white-throated tinamou), 839 nucleotides long. The record is from RefSeq and is a predicted model, not a curated record. Lineage: Eukaryota; Metazoa; Chordata; Aves; Tinamiformes; Tinamidae.
ACUCCAUGAUGGAUGAGACCUCUGACGAACCUCCCACUUCUGCUGUCCUCUUAGACAACUGCCACUUCUCCCAGGUCAUCUUCAACAAUGUGGAGAAGUUCUAUGUUCCCGGAGGAGACGUAACCUGUUACUACACACUCACAAACAACAUUGCUCCUCGUGGGAAGGACUGGGUGGGCAUCUUCCGGGUGGGAUGGAAAACGACACGGGAAUAUUACACGUUCAUGUGGGCUCCUCUGCCCAGUGGUGUCAGUGACCAUAUGGUUGUGCAGCAGCAGAUCCAGUUCAAAGCUUACUACCUGCCAAAAGAUGACGAAUACUAUCAGUUCUGCUACGUUGACCAGGAUGGAGUGGUCCGAGGAGCCAGCGUACCUUUCCAGUUCAGAGCGGAGACUGAGGAUGAUAUCCUGGUGGUUACCACCCAGGGAGAAGUGGAAGAGAUUGAGCUACAAAACAAAAAUUUGCUUAAAGAAAACGAGGAGCUGAAGGAGAGCUGUGCAAGUCUCCAGAAACAGAAUAUGGAUUUGCAGGAGCAACUGAGGAAGACACAGGAGCUGCAGAAUAGUUUUGAGUCUCUAAAGAGCAACACAGAGAAAGUGGAGCAGGAGCUGAAUUCCCUAAAAGAAGAAAACAAACAUCUAAAGGAGCUGACUAAAUGUGAAGAGGCAGAACUCCACCAACUGAAAGAGCAAAUUCAGAAGGUGACCUCUGAAAAGGAACACCUGGAAACCAGACUGAAAACAGCCCUGGAUCGCAUGGAUCAGCUGCAGGUAGAAGAUGUACAGCUGCUUCCCUCUGCUUUUGUGACUUGUAUCUGAGGAUCUCAGUUUGUCUGUAGC